Molecule: messenger RNA, 840 nt
Organism: Eucalyptus grandis
Lineage: Eukaryota; Viridiplantae; Streptophyta; Magnoliopsida; Myrtales; Myrtaceae
Product: cytochrome P450 CYP72A219-like
Exons: 3
Coding region: 1-840 (279 amino acids)
Molecular function (GO): heme binding; iron ion binding; monooxygenase activity
Source: RefSeq, a predicted model, not a curated record
AUGAGCCUCACAUACAAAGUUCUUCAAUUCGUGUUUAUCCCCGGCUGGAGCCUCUUGCCGACCAAACUGCAGAAGAGGAUGAAAGAAAUUGACCACAAAGUAAGAGGAUUGUUGGAAGACGUAGUGACCAAAAGAGAGAAGGCAAUGAAGGAAGGAGGAGUAGAUGAAGACGAUCUGUUGGGACUGUUGCUAAAAUCAAACAUGAAAGAAAUUCAAGAAUCCGGGCAUCAAAAGGGUAUGAGCAUAGAGGAUGUGAUUCAAGAGUGCAAAGCGUUCAACCUAGCGGGUCAAGAGUCGGCUUCUGUUUUGCUGACUUGGACUCUGAUUUUGUUGAGCAAGUACCAAGACUGGCAAGACAGAGCAAGAGAGGAAGUUCUGCGAGUUUACGGCAACAACAAACCUGAUUUUGAUGGGUUGAGCCGACUAAAAAUUGUAAGCAUGAUACUGAAUGAGGUGCUUAGGUUAUAUCCGCCUGUAUUUAUGACGAUGAGAACAGUUCACAAGAAAACCAAGUUGGGAGAUAUUCAAAUACCUCCAGGAGUUUUGCUUUUUGUGCCCAUUAUCCUGAUCCACCAUGAUCCAGAGAUUUGGGGUGAUGAUGCCAAAGAGUUCAAUCCGGACAGAUUCUCUGAGGGAGUCUCAAAAUCAACCAAGAAUAAGCUCUGCUUUUUCCCUUUCGGUUCGGGCCCUAGAACUUGCAUUGGCCAAAACUUUGCUUUCCUUGAAACCAAAGUAGCUCUGACCUUGAUUUUACAGAGUUUCAAAGUGCAGCUGUCUCCUUCUUACAAGCAUGUCCCUAUUCCUUUGUUCACUAUUCAUCCCCAAUAUGGAGUCCCCUGA